Molecule: messenger RNA, 2484 nt
Organism: Sebastes umbrosus (honeycomb rockfish)
Lineage: Eukaryota; Metazoa; Chordata; Actinopteri; Perciformes; Sebastidae
Gene: bmp15
Product: bone morphogenetic protein 15
Exons: 2
Coding region: 164-1495 (443 amino acids)
Biological process (GO): SMAD protein signal transduction; BMP signaling pathway
Cellular component (GO): extracellular region
Molecular function (GO): growth factor activity; cytokine activity
Source: RefSeq, a predicted model, not a curated record
GUUAAUUGGGGUCACCGUGAAUGUGUCAGGAAGUUGAGUGUCAUGUCCCAAACUGCCAGUGAUCAGGUGAGCCUGUAAAGCGCGUACUCGGCCGUGCACAGCAUGGUUGCCGACUCUAGCCUAGCUGGUGGAGCUCGCUAGCGCCAGAGGUUUUCGAACCACCAUGAAGGCGAGCCGCUCCAACCCCGGCUUACUGCGAGUCUGCGUCCUGUCCUGCUUCCUCUUCCUGCUGUGUUCCACCUGCACCGGAGUAGCGGCCGGCCGGAAGAUGGCCUCCCAUCACCGCACGUUGAAGCGCAACCGCCGGAGUCCCAAAGGCGCGCACCACCGGCCGCUGACGGACGAGCAGAAAGCGGAUCAGAACCUGCAGUUCAUGCUGAGCCUGUACCAGAGCGCAGCCGAACCGGACGGCAGGCCCAAACAGCACCGGAAGUUCGGCUCCAACACGGUGCGUCUGCUCAGACCGUCCGCGUCGUCGGUGCACUACCUGCCGGCGUCAAGAGACCACCACUACAGCUUCACAGUUCAGUACAACCUUGACACUCUUCCCUCGGAGCAGCUGAUCAGAGCCUCAUUCAUCCACCUCCGCUCUUCAUCCUCUCCCUCCUCCUCCUCCUCCACAACCAUCCGGGCCCUCACGCCGCCCCGCUGCAGGGCUCAGAUCACCUCGCUGGGCAAAGCGAGUCUGGUCACCCUGGAGCCCCACGAGCGGUGGACAGAGACGGACAUCACCGCGCACGUCCAGCGGGGAAAGACACGUAGCCCGGGGGGACACUUGACCCUCACUGCCCAGUACUGGUGCACCGAGCCUGGGCACGCUGAAGAGGACGACAGCCUCUCGUGGUGGUUUCGCCUUCAAGGGAGGAAACGAUGGAGAGGUGAGCCUCAUCUUGAAGUCCCGUCUCUUCUUUUAUACGUGGAGGAGGAAAGGGAGGUGAAGGACUGGAUGGGGGACUUGCUGGGGGCUGAAGGGGAAAGCAUCAUGAGGCGAAUGGGACAGUGGCAUCCCUCGGUUCGCCAGCGCCGCCGCCGCUCCAAAGACCUCUCAUCUUCAGAGGCUGAAAACACGUCGCUGGACGUUCUGAAAAACGCCCCUACUUCCUCAUCCUCUUUCUCCACCUCCCCCUCUUCCUCCAUCAUCUCUGACAUCCCCAUCUACAAACACAAAACAAGCACGCCCAAGAACCGCUGCAAGCUCCACUCCUUCCGCCUGUCCUUCGACGAGCUCGGCUGGGGCCACUACUUCAUCGCUCCGCCCGUGUACAACCCGCGCUUCUGCCAGGGCAACUGCCCGAGGGUGCUCCCUUACGGCUUCCACUCGCCCAACCACGCCAUCAUCCAGACGGUCAUCAACGACCUGGGCGUCGGGGACGUCCCCCCGCCGUCCUGCGUGCCCUACAAGUACAUGCCCAUGAGCGUGCUGGUCGUGCACAAGAAGAAGGUGGAGUACAGGGAGCUGGAGGACAUGGUGGCAGAGUCGUGCACGUGCCGCUAAAGACUCUGAGAACAGAGACUAAAAGGGGCGGAUCUGGUGGGUCAUUUUGUUCAAUCGACAUCGUGGCGGCGAACCAUAACGAGCUCCAGACUGGAAGGAGGAAGUCGUUGUGGUUUCAGAUCCUCACCAUCCCUGUUAAAGCACUUUAAAAGGCAGCUGCUGAGUGAACUAUGGGUUGUGUCUAUUUACUGGUUUUUCUUUUUCUGAGUGAUUGUUCUGUGAGCUGUGUGCACAUUUGCUCUAUUCAUGGUCACUAAUGUAUUUUUCCAAAGGGAGCUGGUAAAUGUGGAAGCAUUUAAGCCACUUGAGGGUAAUUUAACUAAGUGAUACUGUGAUUUAACUUCCAGGGUAACUUCACAGAAUACAUUCAACUUCUACAGUCACUUGAUAAAACUGACUUAACAUCAGGGGUAGCUUUUUAAGAAAACUGAUCGAGGAGCAACCACACAUGUUGACUCCAUCUUCAACCUCAAACCGCAGCCAUCUAAUGAAUAAUAUCUUCCUGUGUAUCUUUGUUUCUCUUUAUUAUUCUUUUUUUAAAACCUGAUUUGUGUUUCACAUCAGGGGCUGCGAUUCGCACGAAGAACCAGCCUCGGCAACAAAAAACACUAAUUGUGUGUAGAAAAACCCAAAUAUUUCUGUUUGUGUUAGGACCGUUUGAGGCCACUCUGCUAAAAAAACAAAAAGUAUUUUAACGGACGAGGGGUCGGCCGUAUUAGAUGAGGCCUUGCGAUUACUGUUUACAAUCUCAACUUUUGCAUUUUGUAUGUAUUUAUAACGGGAGGGGUCUCCAAAAAAUUAGAAAUAAUUGCUGCUACUGGCCUGUCUCAGAAAAAAAACAAAAAAAAACAAAAAAUGAAGGAUUAAGAAAAGGUGUAACUGUUGAAUGUUAAAGAAGACAAAUAGAAGUGUUGUAGUGGAAAGGAAUGCAAUUUUUAUUACGAGUGAAAAUGAAUAAUAAAAUAAAAUGCAUGUUUUCUAAAACCUAA